This is a messenger RNA of Peromyscus leucopus (white-footed mouse), 857 nucleotides long. RefSeq lists its product as uncharacterized. The record is from RefSeq and is a predicted model, not a curated record. NCBI's taxonomy places the organism in Eukaryota, Metazoa, Chordata, Mammalia, Rodentia, Cricetidae. The transcript has 3 exons. Bases 1 to 828 code for a protein of 275 amino acids.
AUGGGCACACUGCGCGUCCAUCGUCCGUCUGUGGAUACCGGGCUGUCCUGGGAAGAUUCGUGGCGAGAGCACUCCGUGGAGACUCAACUCUGUGUGCAAAGGCCCUGGGUUUCACGUCAGCCCGCCCCACGGCCACCACUAAAGUCACCUUCCUGGGCAUUCGCUCCCGCACACCCCUGCUGGGUCACCUGCCCAGGUCCUGGGGUGUCUGGAGUGCUCGGGAGAGCCGCUUCCCUCCUGCCUCCCGACGCUCGGGACGCCACGUCUCUGGGUGGCCGAGGGCUCACGGGCGCAGCCACGUGGAGCCCAGAUAAGGACAAGGCACCGUCCCUCAGUCAUGUGGCCGGGAGCCUGGGCCACCGCGAGGACCCACACACAAGCCCCGAGAGUCUCCGGGGAGCCUCAGUGGCGGACGGCAGCCACCCCCGCCACCUGCAGCAGAACGUUCCGUCUCCCCACACCGAAGCUCUGUUUCCAUUCAAUAUGAACUCCCAGUCUCCAGCGCCCACAAACCCACUUCCUGUCUCUGGAUUGGCCUGUUCUGGACAUUUCCUGACCUGGACUCCACUGUGGGGCCCUUUGCAUCUGGAUCUCUCACUGAGCACCACGUCCCUAAGGGCUCUCCAUGUACUGUCUGUGGGUGCGGGUGUGAGAACUUCAGUCCUGUUCAUGGCUGCAUGGUAUUCCACCGUGGCCACGGGCCUCAUCACAGGUCCAUCAUUCAUUUGUGGACACCGGCUGUCCCUACCUUCGGGCUGCUGUGACAUUUCGGUAUCUCUGUCCACCUUUUUUCUCUCUGGGUUUUGUUUGUUUGUUUGUUUGUUUUGAGACGGUUUCUUUAUGUAGCCCUCCAUAGA